Molecule: messenger RNA, 2442 nt
Organism: Jaculus jaculus (lesser Egyptian jerboa)
Lineage: Eukaryota; Metazoa; Chordata; Mammalia; Rodentia; Dipodidae
Gene: G3bp1
Product: G3BP stress granule assembly factor 1
Exons: 12
Coding region: 170-1567 (465 amino acids)
Cellular component (GO): ribonucleoprotein complex; cytosol
Molecular function (GO): mRNA binding
Source: RefSeq, a predicted model, not a curated record
CCGACCUGGCGGCGACAUGUUAGGCUGAGCCGCGCCUAUAUAGACCCGGCGGCGGAGCACGCGUGUGUGCGGACGCACUUGCGCGAGGGAGUUCCUGGCAGCCUCUGUCCCCGUGUAGCCGAGCUUGUUCCUCUCCCGCUCAGCCGCGCAGGUUGAAUUGACCAAAGCAAUGGUGAUGGAGAAGCCUAGUCCCCUGCUGGUCGGGCGGGAGUUUGUGAGGCAGUACUACACACUGCUGAACCAAGCCCCCGAUAUGCUGCAUAGGUUUUAUGGAAAGAACUCUUCUUACGUGCAUGGGGGAUUGGAUUCCAAUGGAAAGCCAGCAGAUGCAGUCUAUGGACAGAAAGAAAUCCAUAGGAAAGUGAUGUCGCAAAACUUCACCAACUGCCAUACCAAGAUUCGCCAUGUGGAUGCUCACGCUACUCUCAAUGAUGGUGUGGUGGUCCAGGUGAUGGGCCUGCUCUCCAACAACAACCAGGCGCUGCGGAGGUUCAUGCAGACCUUUGUCCUUGCUCCUGAGGGCUCUGUGGCCAACAAGUUCUAUGUUCAUAAUGACAUCUUCAGGUACCAGGACGAGGUCUUCGGUGGCUUUGUCACUGAGCCACAAGAGGAAUCUGAGGAAGAAGUUGAAGAAGCUGAAGAGAGGCAGCAGACACCUGAAGUGGUGCCCGACGAUUCUGGAACUUUCUAUGAUCAGACUGUCAGCAAUGACUUGGAGGAGCAUUUAGAGGAGCCUGUUGCUGAGCCUGAGCCUGAGCCUGAGCCAGAAGCAGAGCCAGAGCCUGCUCCUGAAGUCCAGGAGGAGAAGGCCGAGCCGGUCUUGGAAGAGCCGGCUCCCGAGGAUGCCCAGAAGAGCUCCUCUCCAGCUCCAACGGACAUGGCCCAGACUGUGCAGGAGGAUUUGAGGACAUUUUCUUGGGCCUCUGUGACCAGUAAGAACCUUCCUCCCAGUGGGGCUGUUCCUGUUACUGGGAUCCCACCUCACGUUGUUAAAGUGCCAGCUUCACAGCCCCGUCCAGAGUCUAAGCCGGAAUCUCAGCUUCCACCGCAGAGGCCUCAGAGAGACCAAAGAGUGCGGGAGCAGCGGAUCAGCGCUCCUCCUCAGCGGGGACCGCGGCCAAUCCGCGAGGCUGGUGAGCAAGGUGAUGUUGAACCCCGAAGAAUUGUGAGACACCCUGACAGUCACCAGCUCUUCAUUGGCAACCUGCCACACGAAGUGGACAAGUCAGAACUGAAGGACUUUUUUCAAAAUUAUGGGAAUGUGGUGGAACUCCGCAUCAACAGUGGUGGGAAGUUACCCAACUUCGGCUUUGUUGUGUUUGAUGAUUCUGAACCUGUUCAGAAGGUUCUUAGCAACAGGCCCAUCAUGUUCAGAGGUGAAGUCCGGCUGAAUGUGGAAGAAAAGAAGACUCGAGCUGCCAGGGAAGGAGACCGGCGAGAUAGCCGCCUGCGGGGGCCCGGAGGCCCUCGAGGUGGGCUGGGCGGUGGAAUGCGAGGCCCUCCCCGGGGAGGCAUGGUACAGAAGCCAGGAUUUGGAGUGGGAAGGGGGAUUGCUCCGCGGCAGUGAAUUGCUCUUCCUUCGCUGGUCUUCAAGCAGCAGUCAGACCCCAGCUCCUACAGAAUGGUGAAGUUCUUCAGCAGCCUUUGGUGUCUUGGAGUGUGAUGACCCUAGUCUAUUAUAAACUGCUUGAGUUUGUACAAUUUUAUUUUCUUUGUGUUCAUGGUGUGUGCUCCACCCUUCCAUUCCUCUCCUGACCUUUUUAGUCCUUCACUUCCAAUUUUGUGGAAUGAUAUUUUAGGAGUAACAGAUUUUUAAAGAAGAAAACAAAGACUGAAUUUCCUUGCUUAUUUGCAUAUACGGACUGGAUUUUUUUAAAUAGCCAUUUCCCCAAAGGAAUGUGUCGCUUAUUACUGACAUUUGGUAUAUUUCAUUCAGUGGAAUAUUUCUUAUUUUGUACGUGUUUCAAAAGCCUGUAAGAUACAGGAUUUGAUAAACAUUUUGGAAGUAGGAAAAAUCCAAAUUGUUUCUGGAGAGUAUCGAUGAUCUUCUGAUGUGGAAAAACUGCCAUUUGGGAAAUCUGACAUUGAUUCUUGCUGGCAUGGUUAAUUGAAUAAAAGGUGUUAAUAGAAUGCAUUUUUCUUUUGAUAUAUGAUUACAAAACAAUUCUAAAUCUACUGUUUUUACCAUUGGAAUUUGAAUUGUGACAUAGAUCUUAAAUGUCUAGAAUGCAACUGAUAGCCUUUUCUUGAACUGUUAGAUUUUAUUGAAAUAGAUUUUUUUUUGUGUGUUUUAAUUUGUAUUUGUCAAACCACACACAAGAAGACAAGUCCCCAAAAUAUGAAUAACAAACCCAGAGCAAACUAUUGUGCCUUCUAGUUCUCUUUGAGCCCAGCCUUGGUGAUUGUUCAGAGAGUAAUAAAGAUUCUAGAUUGUUUUCCAGA